This is a messenger RNA of Colletotrichum costaricense, 114 nucleotides long. RefSeq lists its product as uncharacterized. NCBI's taxonomy places the organism in Eukaryota, Fungi, Ascomycota, Sordariomycetes, Glomerellales, Glomerellaceae. The coding region runs from base 1 to 114 and encodes 37 amino acids. The transcript has a single exon. The record is from RefSeq and is a predicted model, not a curated record.
AUGCUCAUGCACUCACUCAGUCUCCACGUCGCCCGCCUCCUCAUCUCAUCUCAUGUCUCGCGCCCCAGCCAGUCUCACCUCACCACGACUCGCAUCCCUAAUCCCCUCCAUUAG